This is a messenger RNA of Morchella sextelata, 993 nucleotides long. RefSeq lists its product as uncharacterized. Bases 1 to 993 code for a protein of 330 amino acids. The record is from RefSeq and is a predicted model, not a curated record. Lineage: Eukaryota; Fungi; Ascomycota; Pezizomycetes; Pezizales; Morchellaceae. The transcript has a single exon.
AUGGUCCACCCCAGCACCAAGAGCGUCCCCCCAGCGCCCCCCUCCACCACCACCACCACCACCAAGUUCUGGCUCGCCCUCGGCCACCGCCUCCCCGCGCCCCACGGCUUCAAAGACCUCGUGCACACCAUCCGCUGGUUCAUGGAGCGCAAAGGCCUCACCGCCCUCCGACACCACGACACCGCGCUCACCUACACGGGCCAAUUCCGCCACAUCACCCCCCGCACCUACACCCGCAUCAUGACCAAGCACCUACCCGCCACCCCGCCCAGCCGCAUCGACUACCACCGCCCCUCGCAGCUGCUCCUCGUCACGCUGCGCGGCGAGCUGCACACACGAAUCAUCCACGCCGCCUGCGAGGCCAUCCCGCGGCUGCUGCGCGACCAGGGCUUCUAUGACGACGGCGCUAUCACGGCUAUGCAUAGCCUGGACGGUAAGACGCGCCAUGGCGGCGACGGCGAUAUGCCGUUCUUGGACCCGGACUGCAGCGUCAAGGUGGACGGCAUGAAGGCGCCGUUCGUGUAUGUCGAGGUCGACAGCAGCGACGUGGACAACACGUUUUCGCGCCGCUGCGGGAGGCUGAAGGCGCACACUCUCCUCUUGGGGCGGAACGGCCUCCCGCGCCCGCGCUUCGUGGUCGUCGUCAACUUGGUAAGGAAGACGAGGGGCAAGGGGGAUAAGGCGUCGCCGUAUGAGGAGCGCUAUCCGUAUGUGAGUGUGCGGGUGGCGGUGCUGGCGACGAAGGAGAGGCCCGUCCCGGGGACGGAUAGGGUGAAGAUGGAGGUGGUGCCGGUGGUGAAGACGGUGGAGGUGUGGCCGAGGGUGCCGGGGACGGAGGAGGCGUGGCGGUUCACGUGGGAGGAGAUGAGGGUGAAUUGUUAUCCGGGGAGGAUGAGGGAUAGGGUCUUUGUGGUGGAUUGGCGGUGGCUGCAUGAGUGUGUGGCGGCGUUUGAGCGCCAUUCGGAGGCUUGUGGGUGUGCGGGGUGUAAAUAG